Betta splendens (Siamese fighting fish) is the source of this 1427-nucleotide messenger RNA. It is a transcript of the gene anxa5b, whose product is annotated as annexin A5b. Gene Ontology annotation, cellular component: cytoplasm. The record is from RefSeq and is a predicted model, not a curated record. Gene Ontology annotation, molecular function: calcium-dependent phospholipid binding; calcium ion binding. The coding region runs from base 250 to 1206 and encodes 318 amino acids. Gene Ontology annotation, biological process: negative regulation of coagulation. The transcript has 13 exons. NCBI's taxonomy places the organism in Eukaryota, Metazoa, Chordata, Actinopteri, Anabantiformes, Osphronemidae.
CACCUGGGUGUGGCUCCCACGCGCACGCACACGAUCACGCGCGCCUCGCAGAGACUUUCCCCGGGUGCGCCCUUCGUUCCUCUCCGUCUUUCUCCUCCGUCUCCACCGGUGCUGUUUCCUCUCGUCCGUCGACCUCCGUCCUCCAGCUGCAGUUCAGCGGUCAGAAACUCGCUCCGCCGCCUUUUGAACGUACUCGAGGGAACUCAGACUUUUCCUCGUUUCCUUGAACUUCACCAAGAAUCACUCAUAAUGGCCGGCAGAGGAACCGUGAAAGCCAGCGGCAACUUCAACCCCAACGCAGAUGCCGAGGCCCUGCAGAAAGCCAUGAAAGGCCUGGGGACGGAUGAGGAGGCCAUCUUGAAGCUGGUGAUUGCUCGCAGCAACGCCCAGAGGCAGGAGAUCAAGGCCGCCUACAAGACGCUGUUUGGAAAGGAUCUGAUCAAAGACCUCAGGGGAGAGCUGACCGGCAAAUUCGAGGAUCUGAUCGUGGGUCUGAUGACUGCACCCAUCGCUUAUGAUGCAGAAUCCCUCCACAAAGCCAUCAAGGGGGCCGGGACCAAAGAUAAGGUGCUGGUGGAGAUUCUCGCCUCCAGGAAACCGCAGCAGGUGAAGGACAUCGUGGCUCUUUACAAAAAGGAGUAUGGUCACAACUUGGAGGAUGACGUGUGUCACGACACUUCAGGUCACUAUAAGAGACUCCUGGUUAUCCUGCUCCAGGCCAGCAGGCAGACCGGGCUUCAGCAGGAGCUGAUUGAAGCUGAUGCUCAGGCCCUCUUCAAGGCAGGCGAGCAGAAGUUUGGUACCGACGAGGACACGUUCAUCACCAUCCUGGGCAACCGAAGCAACGAACAUCUUAGAAAGGUGUUCGAUGCCUACAUGAAGCUGUCUGGGUUCGAGAUGGAGGAGAGCAUCAAGAGGGAAACAUCUGGACACCUGAGGGAGCUGCUCCUUGCCGUGGUGAAAUGCGCCAGAGGUGUCCCAAUGUAUUUUGCUGAGACCCUGUACAACUCCAUGAAACAGGGCCUUGGCACGGACGAUGACACUCUGAUCAGAGUCAUGGUGACUCGUAGCGAGGUGGACAUGUUGGACAUCAGAGCCGAGUACAGGAGGAUGUUCGCCGGCUCCCUGCAUGCAGCCAUCACUGGUGACACCAGCGGUCACUACCGAAACGCCUUGCUGCUGCUCUGCGGUGGAAACGACGCGUGACCCUGACGUCCGCCCGUAACAGCAGCCGCACCUGAAGUGCCUCCUCCAAAUAGUUCCUCUGGGAUGCCAGCGCAGUUUAUGUUCAUAUUAAUGCAGCUUUUAGUCGACUAAUAUCUUCAUUAACUCAUGUGUCAUUGAUGCGUAUCUGACUACAGUUGUUUUGUUCGCACUUUGUAAGGCAAAACUAAAAUGCAGUAAUAAACGUUGCAGUUGAAGGACAA